CCUGUAAUAAUAUAGAAGAAGUUUCGAGAAACUCGUAUUAUUAUCGACAUAACAAGAAGUUUCCAGCAACCAAAUGGAAUUUGUGCUUGACGAUAUUAUUCAUUAUUUCGACGCAGUGAUGUGUUCUGAAUGACAAAACAAACAGUAGAGAAUUAGGCGACAAUUUUAACCAUCGAUGUACGUAUCGUCUUACAGUUUGGAUAAAUUCGGUUUGAAUACAAUAAAAAAAAUUUGUUAUCCUGAAACAGAAUUAAUGAGAGUGCGAACAAACGACAGAAAAAAAAAUGAAAACAAAAUAUUUCAUUAUUGAAUGAAAUAACUAAAAAAUCGAAAUUUCAAAAAAUUUAGUAUUUUCAGUCAAAAAUUUCGUUAAUCACAGAUUAAAUAAUGUGGGUGUUUGGAUAUGGUUCGCUCAUAUGGAAAGCUGACUUUCCUUAUGAGAAAAAACUUGUUGGCUACAUCAAAGGUUACGUGAGACGAUUUUAUCAGAAGAGCACAGAUCAUAGAGGAACACCAACGAAGCCUGGUCGUGUGGUGACUUUGUUGGAAUCUACAAAUUCGGAGGACCAAGUUUGGGGUCUAGCAUACAAAAUAGCUUCUGAGGACAUAGAUAAUGUAGUGAAUUAUUUGGACUUCAGAGAAAAGGGUGGUUACACCCGAAAAACAGUCCUUUUUUAUACGUGUAAUCCUGUAUUCACAAUUGACUCCAAAACGCCGAAUAGUCAAUUUUCCACCAAUAGUUUAAGGAACGAAAACCUUUUUACGCCAGUGCUGCCAACAGCAUCGGAGGAAAUGUCAUUUUAUUUAACCAUCUACAUAGGCAACGAAGAUAAUCCAAAUUUUGCAGGGAUUGAAAAUGUAGAAACCAUUGCAAGGCACAUUAGUGAAGCAAAAGGACCCAGCGGCACCAACAUUGAAUAUCUUUACAAAUUGGCAGCUGCUACAAGAAUCAUAGCACCAGGUAUACAAGACGAACACUUGGCUGCUCUUGAAAAGGCUGUGAAAUUGCUUGAACUGCAAAAAGAAAAAGAAGUUUUGUCCAUAAGCGACUAAUACACAUGAUGGAAUGGAAAUUUGUCGAGAUGAACUGUCAGUUGUAUCAAUAAAGAAACCUCUCCUUAAAGAUUUUGAGAUAAGUGUUUCGCUCAUUAAUUAUAUUGUUUGAAAUAUUAGCAUUUAGGGCAUCUACUUAAACAUGAAAAUAUUUCAGUUCUGUGAAAUGUAAGAGCUAUUGAUUUGCUUAAAAAAUGGAACUGCAUGUCAUGACAAAUUGUCAAAAUACAAAAUGUUUCGUGCAA
Molecule: messenger RNA, 1298 nt
Organism: Venturia canescens
Lineage: Eukaryota; Metazoa; Arthropoda; Insecta; Hymenoptera; Ichneumonidae
Product: putative glutathione-specific gamma-glutamylcyclotransferase 2
Exons: 2
Coding region: 388-1053 (221 amino acids)
Biological process (GO): glutathione catabolic process
Cellular component (GO): cytoplasm
Molecular function (GO): gamma-glutamylcyclotransferase activity; glutathione specific gamma-glutamylcyclotransferase activity
Source: RefSeq, a predicted model, not a curated record